This is a messenger RNA of Homo sapiens (human), 2978 nucleotides long. RefSeq names its product collagen type XXVI alpha 1 chain (gene COL26A1). The coding region runs from base 159 to 1484 and encodes 441 amino acids. The record is from RefSeq and is marked reviewed. NCBI's taxonomy places the organism in Eukaryota, Metazoa, Chordata, Mammalia, Primates, Hominidae. The transcript has 13 exons. Gene Ontology annotation, cellular component: endoplasmic reticulum; Golgi apparatus; extracellular matrix.
GCCCCCCACACAUUUCCAGCUCGCACCCGGGCUCCGACCGCUCGCCCCGCUCCUCUCGCUGUGCUCCCGGCCGGUGCCGCGGGUUCGGUCCGGGCGCCGGUGCGCUCCUGCCGGUCCUCGUGCCCGGGACUCCGGGUCCCCGCGGGCUGCUGCGCACGAUGAAGCUGGCCCUGCUCCUGCCCUGGGCGUGUUGCUGCCUCUGCGGGUCGGCGCUGGCCACCGGCUUCCUCUAUCCCUUCUCGGCCGCAGCUCUGCAGCAGCACGGCUACCCCGAGCCCGGCGCCGGCUCCCCUGGCAGCGGCUACGCGAGCCGCCGGCACUGGUGCCAUCACACAGUGACACGGACGGUGUCCUGCCAGGUGCAGAAUGGCUCGGAGACGGUGGUCCAGCGCGUGUACCAGAGCUGCCGGUGGCCGGGGCCCUGCGCCAACCUCGUAAGUUACAGGACUCUGAUCAGACCCACCUACAGAGUGUCCUACCGCACGGUGACGGUGCUGGAGUGGAGAUGCUGCCCUGGCUUCACCGGGAGCAACUGUGAUGAGGAAUGCAUGAACUGCACCCGGCUCAGUGACAUGAGUGAGCGACUGACCACACUGGAGGCCAAGGUCCUCCUGCUAGAAGCAGCAGAACGGCCCUCCAGCCCGGACAACGACCUGCCAGCCCCCGAGAGCACUCCGCCGACCUGGAAUGAGGACUUCCUCCCCGACGCCAUCCCUCUUGCUCACCCUGUGCCACGACAGAGAAGGCCCACGGGCCCAGCCGGGCCCCCGGGGCAGACAGGACCACCAGGGCCUGCAGGCCCCCCCGGGUCUAAAGGUGACCGAGGCCAGACAGGAGAGAAGGGUCCAGCGGGGCCGCCUGGGCUCCUGGGGCCUCCAGGGCCCCGUGGGCUUCCUGGAGAGAUGGGGCGCCCCGGCCCCCCAGGACCACCCGGCCCAGCAGGCAACCCAGGCCCCUCACCAAACAGCCCCCAGGGCGCCCUCUACUCCCUGCAGCCGCCUACAGACAAAGACAAUGGAGACUCAAGGCUGGCCUCUGCCAUCGUGGACACAGUGCUGGCAGGUGUCCCAGGACCCCGGGGUCCCCCUGGUCCACCAGGUCCCCCUGGGCCUCGAGGUCCCCCAGGACCCCCAGGAACACCUGGAUCCCAGGGCCUGGCUGGAGAGCGAGGCACAGUGGGGCCGUCCGGUGAACCUGGCGUGAAGGGGGAAGAAGGAGAGAAAGCCGCCACUGCAGAGGGCGAGGGGGUGCAGCAGCUGAGAGAGGCCCUGAAGAUCCUGGCAGAGCGAGUCCUCAUCCUGGAGCACAUGAUUGGGAUCCACGAUCCCCUGGCCUCCCCAGAGGGAGGUUCUGGCCAGGAUGCUGCCCUGAGAGCCAACCUCAAGAUGAAGAGGGGUGGCGCCCAACCCGAUGGGGUCCUUGCUGCCCUGCUUGGGCCCGACCCUGGACAGAAGAGCGUGGACCAGGCCAGCAGCAGGAAGUGAGAGCCCACUGCUCCAGGACACCCUGUCCUGGCUAGAGACCCAGCCCCAGAGGCCUGAGCCGCCGCUGUUUCCUAAAGAUGCCCCCAGGGGAACUGGGCUCCAGGCAUGGAUGAUUGUGAGGACAUGGGGGGCUUUGGGGACAGAUAAUGUCUCCAGGGGCAGGGUCUGGAGGGGCCAACACCCUCAUCAGAGCCCUCCUCUGGCCUGUCCCCUCCCCUACCCCCACUCCCGGCUGGAGACGGGGUCUGGGUGGGCUGGGUGCUGGGAAUGAGAAUAAUCCUAAUACCCAUCAUUUAUUGAGUCCCUGCUGUAACUGGCCCUGUCCAGGGAACUUUCGUUACGUUGUCUCAUUAUUUAACCCUUAGGAGGUAAGCUUAUUAUCCCCACUUCACAAGGGGACCGAGGCUCAGACGGUAGAAAUAACCCUCUCUUGGCCACCAGAUCACGGGUGGCAGGGGCAGGAUUUGAACCCAGGACCCUCAGUUCCUGAAGCCAUGUUCUCUCGACCCUGCCAGCUUCCCCUCUUCGAGAGAAAACUCAGACAGGGAGGGCGCAGGGCCAGAACGGCUCCUUAAGGCAGGCAGGGCUGCGGGGAGGCUGGGCCAGCCAGCCUGAGGGGGUAGGCAGGGUCCUGCAGGGCCUGGGGCUUCCCUUCCUCAUCCCCCUUCCCCACUGGCUGGGGGAGCAGCCUGGACUGCAGCUCUCAGAGGCCAGGGAGACCCUGAAUAAAUCACUGCCAGCCAUACGGACUUGAGGACCUUGAGAGAGAAGCAUUGGGGGUGCAAGUGUCCACCAAACCAGAUAGGCAUCCCUGGCCACUGCCUCCCAGUCUUGCUGAGCCCACCCGCUCUCUCUGGGUCCAUCCCAUCCCUGAGCCAGGGGAGGCAGCAUUUCAUGGGCAUGUCUAUCAGAGGUGGGACUUGCAGCCUCUGCCCCACGAGUUUGUCUCUCAGUGGACUCUAUAGGUUUGCUACUUUUGCAUGACACAGCAAGCCCAGUGUCCCCUUUGCAAGCUGCAGAGAGGGAAACAGAGUCCCAGGCCUGCUGGGAAGAGAUGCUCCUGCCUCCCACCUUCCAGAGUUGGGGGCCUGGCAGGCUCCAUGGCAGGCACCAGGUCCCUAGCAGCCCAGAACAGCUCUGACUGGAGCCCUCAAGGCCUCUGGGGCCAGGGUCUCCGUGAUCAGCUCAGCCCUGGUGUUCCUCUCUUGCUGGGCUGGGACCUGGGACACAGCCACGGCAGCAAACUCAGAGAAUUGAAGGUGCUGGCGCCACCCUGGGGCACUCUGUCUUCACAGCAGGAGUGACUGUCUCCAGUGCUCUUGGUACUCCUGUUUGGCUGUGGCCUGGUCCCUCUGGGCCCUGGGAUCUUCUUCUGGCCCUUGAGGCAGGUCUGGAGAGGCAGUCUCUGUCUUCAUGGAGGGGUGGUCAGAGGCGGGCGGGACCACCAGCCUGUAGCGUUAUUAUUAUAUGUGACAAUAAAGGUGCUCUCCCCAC